AUGGUAGAAAAUUCAUCUAUAGAGACAUGGAACCAUAGCUAUGUGACAGAGUUCAUUAUCUUGGGUUUUCCUGCUUCCCGACAGACACAGCUCCUACUCUUUGUUCUUUUCCUAACCAUUUACCUCCUCACCAUAACAGGUAACAUUUUGAUCAUUACAACACUUAGGAUGGAAAGCCACCUAUACACCCCUAUGUACUUCUUUCUAGGGAAUUUGUCCUUUCUGGAUAUGGGUUAUACCUCCGUGACAGUCCCCAAAUUACUUUCCAUCCUUCUUACAGAAAUGCGAACUAUCUCUUUUGCUGGCUGUGUCCUGCAGUCUUACUUUUUCUUCUUCCUUGGGACAACUGAGUGUUUUCUUCUUGCAGUGAUGGCUUAUGACAGAUAUGUGGCCAUAUGUUACCCACUCAGGUACUCAACUAUUAUGAGCAAACGAACAAGCAUACAGCUGGUCAAAGGAUCCUGGAUUGGGGGCUGUUUGUCUCCACUGAUGCCUGCCAUCCUAUUGGCUGGUUUACCUUUCUGUGGCCCCAAUAUAGUCAAUCAUUUCUUUUGUGAUAUCCCACCACUGCUGAAGUUGGCAUGUAUGGACACCUAUGUAAUGCAGAAGCUCAUAUUCAUGCUUUCUGCCAUGGUGAUUCUGGGGACCUUCAUCUCUACAGUUGUCUCUUACAUCUAUAUUGUCAUCACAAUAAUAAAAAUCCCUUCCGCUGAAGGGAGACAUAAAGCCUUCUCCACCUGUGCCUCACACCUGACUGUGGUCUCACUAUACUAUGGGACAGUGAUUUUCAUGUAUGUGAGCCCAAAGGCACGAUCCUCCUUGAACAUGAACAAAAUUGUAUCAGUUGUGUACAGUGUGGUAACCCCAAUGCUAAACCCAAUGAUCUAUACUCUAAGGAACCAGGACAUGAAAAAGGCCUUGAGGAAAAUAUUCCUAAAAGUCCAGUUCCACAGGAAAGAAUAUGACUAG
Alligator sinensis (Chinese alligator) is the source of this 969-nucleotide messenger RNA. Its product is annotated as olfactory receptor 6M1-like. Gene Ontology annotation, cellular component: membrane. Gene Ontology annotation, biological process: G protein-coupled receptor signaling pathway. The transcript has a single exon. The record is from RefSeq and is a predicted model, not a curated record. Gene Ontology annotation, molecular function: olfactory receptor activity; G protein-coupled receptor activity. Bases 1 to 969 code for a protein of 322 amino acids. Lineage: Eukaryota; Metazoa; Chordata; Crocodylia; Alligatoridae.